UGUAAUAAAAUAACUUCUUCAGAAUAUUGUUAUUGCAAGAAGCAUUUUUAUUGAGAUCUUAUAGAGCUUGAAGAAUUUUCUUUAGACUUUUAAACGAGAACAAUGCAUACUCUUCCCUUAUCGUUCGCCCUCUUGACGUAUACUGGUUAUUGGCAACCUCUCAACUUGACACCCAUCAAAUAUUGGGCGUAUACUGUUUAUUCCGUCGUGAUGAUUUUUCUUCUUCUCUCAUUCACGUUUUGCGGUUUGGUCGAUUGCUUCAUGAUUAAAGAUCUUGAAACCUUUAUUGAAAAAUUCUCGCUGUUUUUGUCUGUGCUCGGCGUUAGUUGCAAAGUGAUGAACCUGGUAUUAUGUCGGGACAAGAUCAUUGGCCUCAGUAAUAUGCUGCUGACGAACUUUUGUGUACCCAGAGACAAUCACGAGAUGGAUAUUCAACGAAAAUUUGAUCGUAACGCAAAGACGAUUACUAUAUACUGCGAGAUAUUGAACGAGUCAGCCGUCUUCUUUGCCACAAUUGCUCAAUUUCGAUAUCUUGCCAAUACCAGAACUUUGCCGUUGUCCGAUUGGGUGCCAUAUGACAUUUCGUCGACUGCUGUCUUUUGGGCUACCGUACUGCAUCAAACUAUUGGACUGAUAGUCUGCGCGAAUGCCAGCGUCGCCCACGAGACUCUCAUCUCCGGCUUUAUGAUUCAAACUUGCGCUCAGCUGGACAUAUUAUGUCAUCGCGCUCGUAUGUUGCCGAAUUUGCUGCGAAAGGCCCAGAAAUCCGGAAUCUCAAAAGAGGAUUUGAAGGCGCGAGAACAGUGGCUCGUUCGCGAGCUUAUUCAUCAUCAUCGCUAUGUAUAUAGAUUCGCAGAACGCAUUAAUACGGUGUUCACGUUGAUGAUUCUCGUACAAUUUUCCAUAAGUUCAACGGUGCUCUGUCUUAGCAUUUACAAAAUGUCGACAAAAAGUUUGCUGAGCCUCGAGUUCGCGUGGAGCUUGUCAUAUCUUGGUUGCAUGCUUACGCAGAUCUAUUUGUACUGUUGGUUUGGCAAUGAAGUGACACUAAAGAGUACUGAAGUCGGCAACGCCAUUUAUGAGAUGGACUGGCCAAUGCUUCCCGUUGAUUUAAUAAAGACUCUUUUACUGAUAAUAAUUCGAUCUAAGAAACCGAUAAAAAUAACUAGCGGCUAUAUAGUUACUUUAUCCAAUGAAUCUUUUAUGAAGGUAAAAGAGAGAAUGAUAUUAGAAUAA
Messenger RNA from Camponotus floridanus (Florida carpenter ant), 1236 nucleotides. Its product is annotated as putative odorant receptor 71a. Gene Ontology annotation, molecular function: odorant binding; olfactory receptor activity. The coding region runs from base 103 to 1236 and encodes 377 amino acids. Gene Ontology annotation, biological process: sensory perception of smell; detection of chemical stimulus involved in sensory perception of smell. Gene Ontology annotation, cellular component: plasma membrane. The transcript is spliced from 4 exons. The record is from RefSeq and is a predicted model, not a curated record. NCBI's taxonomy places the organism in Eukaryota, Metazoa, Arthropoda, Insecta, Hymenoptera, Formicidae.